Molecule: messenger RNA, 474 nt
Organism: Aspergillus caelatus
Lineage: Eukaryota; Fungi; Ascomycota; Eurotiomycetes; Eurotiales; Aspergillaceae
Exons: 3
Coding region: 1-474 (157 amino acids)
Molecular function (GO): helicase activity
Source: RefSeq, a predicted model, not a curated record
AUGCCAGACUACCCUGCUGCCUAUGUCCAGGCAUUGCGGGCGGCCAGGCUCACCACCCGGUCGACCCACGAAGAUAUCGCCCUGCUCGAUGCUACAAAUGGCAGGCCUCAUUCAUGUACCUGGAGCAAUGCCGGCGAACACAGAGCCUUCGUUGAGUACUUUACACAGUAUCAGAAUGGCGACCUGGAUCCGGAAACUAUACUACAGUUUCGAACCGCCACCCGAGCCCUUCGUGAGAGUGUCCUGAAAAGGGCAGAUGUGGUUGUCUCCACCCUCUUUGCCGCUGGGCAGCACUCGCUAUACUCUGUUGUCAGACCGACUGUUAUUGCCGUGGAUGAGUGUGCGAAAUCGUUCGAAACGGAGCUCUGGUCGGCGAGUCCAGUUGAUGUUGUGGUCUUCAAGUUCUACGAAAAGCGGACCCUCAGAGCUAGAGCCGUCAGGAGCCGUCAGCUAUCUCUGAGCAACCUCACUUAG